Messenger RNA from Paramuricea clavata, 7820 nucleotides. Lineage: Eukaryota; Metazoa; Cnidaria; Anthozoa; Malacalcyonacea; Plexauridae. The record is from the annotation of a GenBank genome assembly.
GUUGGUGCAGAUCAAUUCUUCUUUAAUAUAAAUAUCAAAUGCGCAUGCAACUAAUUUAGCCUUCUUCAUAAUGAAAGAUGUUUAAUAUAUUUAUAUUGCAUCGUUUAUAAUUUUGAAAUAAUGUCCUUUGUGGUUCGAAAUCUUCAAAGGUCUGUUCCACUCAGUGUUAAACAUCUGCAGAGUCAUGUCUCUAUUUUAAUGAACCUAUUUGAUUUAAUAGAAAGUUACAGCUUGGGUGUAAUAUGCGUGAGUAAACUGCGCAUAAAAGAGAUGAAUAAAGUGUACCGCAAUGUUGAAGGAUCAACAGACGUUUUGUCAUUUCCAAAUCAUCAGGUAUAUAAACUAUAAGAAUCAUUAAAUUAAAUAAGAUAAAUAAAUACAUUUAAUUGUAUAACCACCCCUCUCUAGAUAAUUAGAUGUAUGGAUUGUCUCUGAAGCUCAUGUUAGUUUCUUCCUGUGUCUUGGCUAAAUAUGCCCCCUCUACAGUGUUAAGCCCCUGGCCCUCUCCAUUCUCCAAUAUGGCCCCUAGCUUCCAUACUUGAAUUGCAAAUACUAGCCUGAGGGUGUUGAUCAAUUUCAUUGUUAAAUCCUGAGUGAAGAGUACUGCACAUGCAGAUCAGUAGAUGAUACCUUAAGUCCUCUAAUACUUAGAACUAGACUAUACAGCCCCCUCUGCAGGCUAGGACUAAGACUAUUGUGUGAUUUAAGUAGUCUAUGUCAAUUAAAAGGUGCAGAUUUCUACAAAAAUAGAUAAUUUAUAUACAAAAUUAAUACAAUAUAAUACAGUAAUCUUAACAAUAAUAAAUACAAAAAUAAAUUUAUAACAUGCCAAUGACCAAAACAAUUGACAAAAGAUUGACGUACUUUAUAUAAACCAUGCAAGUUUACUAGCUAGUACUAGACUUUCAUCACUCGAUCAGUGACAUAGCCAGGAUUUCUAGUCAAGGGGGGCCGAAAAAAUGUGAGGAAGAGGCCCUGCACCAGUUUGAAUAAAAUUAUUUUAUUAUGUGAAAAUGUAUUUUGGACUCCCCUAUAUCAUGCAUGCAUGCAUGCAUAAUAUAGGACAAUUAACUUUUAGGGGGGUGUGGGGGUAUAUGCUACCCUGGGAAAAAAUUUUAAUUCUAGAGUCAGUAAAAAAGUACCAUGAUGUUUUCAGCAUUUUGGGGGCUAUUUUAAUUGUUUUGGUGAUUUCAAAUAACCAGUUAACACAUAACACUAUACUUACUCAUAAACAAAUCCAGAACAUUUAAAACAUGCAUAGAAAGAUAUAAAAUUUCCAUUACAAUUAGAAAUGAAAAUAUAAUCACAUGGCUUAUACUGGUCAGAAUUUUUUCCAAGGGGGCCCAAUAUUUUGCCAGGGGGGACUGGCUAUGUCCCUGAUAACACCACUUUUAUGGACACAACACCACUUGCACAUGCAAUGACAUAUGCAUGCAUGGUGUAUGAUUGGUUGAGAUAAUAAUGUUUUCUAUAACUAGUCACAAAAAUGUUUUGCAGUUUUGGAUUAUCAAAAACUUUAAAAAAUCUCAUCCUUUAGUUUUUAUGAUUUAAUUAACCACCUCUGCUAAAUAAAAAUCUCUAAAAUGGUUUGGUUUCUUUAGAGGGGGAGUGCAAGUUGAGUUGGCGCCACACCCAAUCCAUGAGUUACGUCCAUUGACAUUUUGGGAUCAGAAUUCAGAACCUCAAUUUUAUUAUUUUUUCUAUAUAUACUGCCCUAAAUCAUGUACCUAUUGUAAUUACAUUGUACCUUUGCAGGACAUUAUUCCUGGACAAUUACAGAUUGAGUCACUAGGAUUUGACAACAGCCUUGGAGAUAUAUUUUUAUGUCCAUCUGUUAUCAAACAACAAUGUGUAGAAGAUGAAACAGAUUUUCAAAAUUCUUUACCAGUAUGUGCAAACAUUUGUGAGCUACAAUAUAUAUAAUUAAUAUGUCAAAAAACGUUUGGUCUAUAUAGCUACUGUUUCCUACCUUGGUUUAAUGUACCAGCUAUCCUAAUUUCUUUAUUUGCAUCAUGCAAAAAUAAUUACUGCAGUUUUAAAAUUAUUUGAGCAUUUUCUUCUAAUCCUUUAUCCAUGCAUCUCUAGGUCCAGACUGACCCAAGGCUGAAUUCUUGGUUUGUUGUCUAUCAUUCUUUUUUUGAACCUUGCCAUUUGCACUUAACUUACACAGUCCAUUAUUUUGUCUUCCUCAUCCUCCAUUAGUCGCUUUUAACCCAGUGAGUGGCAGUACUCUCCCCCUGACAAGUAAAAUCGUCUGGCGUUAGACAGAGUAAAAUAAUAAAGUAGGGCGCAUCUGGGCGCAUUGCCACUUAAAGGGUUAAUAUCUCUAACCCCAUACUGUCUCUGACCACCUGUCCUUCAUCUCUUCUUUUUGUGCAUGUCGAUCAAUCUCAGCCUUCUUCUCUUAAUUCCACUUGUUGUUCUGCAGCGAAAGCCCUAGGAUCCGGUCAUCGUUUUCUACUGUUUUAAAUCGUUCUGCAUAUAGUACCAUAACCAGUUUAUGAUCAUUUUGCACUCCUGCCUUUUUGGUACCCUUAUCGUUUCGUACUCCGAUUUGACUAUUUUGUACCCAGGCUUUCUCGAUUCGUAGUAACUACUCAUCCCCUUAAAGAACGUUCGUAUCCACAGGUGGUCGCUUCAUACCUGGAUUUUUAGUGGAGAUUUUACGGUUGAGUUUGUAAUAUUCAGUUAUGCAAAAUAUUCUCCAGAAAAUAUUUUCCAGUUUAACUGCACUAGUGCACUUUCCUACAGUCAAACACAGGCUGCACUUGCCAGCCGUUGGUGCACGGGUGCACGCUUUGAUGAUGAGUAAUAGACGCGUAUCCAUUUGACGAUGAUUAGACGAACACAUGUAAUCCUCGAUGAGGUCUUGUAAUUAAGACUGGUUGUAAGACAAUUCAAUUUUGCAUAGGACGAAAGAGCUGUUAUUUAGGUGUUUUAUGCAUGAUACCUUUUUUAAACCGUAACGAUGAGAAAUGGCCACAUACUCGUCAAAUAAAAAUUGCCGGUCGAAAUCACAUUCUUCCACCGUUGCCACGUUGGGAAUUAAAAAUUAAUUAUGCAAAAUUAAUCAAUCCAAAAGCAAUGCGAGCCUGCUGCAAGGUAUUUGUUUCGUAAAACGUUUUGAUUACGAAUGUUCUCUUUUCAGUGCAGGUUAAUUGAACCAUGUUUAAUGCAAUAAUGGACGUUCUUAUUGUCUCACUAAGACGAAGAUUGACGAGUUGAGCUCAUUUUAGAUAAUUUAACAUCAUUCAACUUUAAUUCCCUCUUUCACCUCUUGCAGGGAAUUGUCUAGUAUGUUUCAUUUUUCAUGCAAUUCCGGCAACGGUGGAAGAAUGUGAUUUCCACCGGCAAUUUUUAUUUGACGAGUAUGUGGCCAUUUCUCAUCGUUACGAUUUAAUAAAUGUAUCAUAGAAAGGCUAAAUAACAGCUCUUAAAAAAACAGCUGUAAAAAUUGAAUUAUUUAGCUAAGUUUAUGAUGCACGACAGCCUGUUGAAUUUCCAUAGCAUUUUUUUAGACACCCUGUAGUUGCAAUUUUCGUAGCUGCUCCUGGUUAAAUGUAAAUAAAUAUAUAAAAUUACAGGCCUUAAAAUAUCGGUCGGUCACGGACAUUGUCCGACCCAUUCGUGAAAUUGUCGGACUUAGAGAGGAAACCACCGGACAUUCUGUCCGACCAAAAUGAAACUGAGGUUUAUUGUUUGUCGGACCCGAGUGUAUUGCUGUCCAACCGAACUGUAGCUUUGUCCAACGUAAAUCAAAAUGUACCCUAGUCAUAGCCUCCUCCGCAGGCAUUGCCUUUCGAUUAUCGGGCAAAAUUUCUUGCAGGCAAAAAGCACGUGAACUACGAGAUGCCUGCGGAGGAGGCUACCCUAGUCCUAGUCCUAGUCCGGGACUAGAGAAAAAGGUGAACUGGAAAUGUUGUCUGUUCUGGCAAGUAAGUUAAUUUUGGCUAGGAAAUAAGUAUGAAAGAAACAAAUUAUUUAAUAUCUUUACAACAUUUACCGUUUAUUCAUUUGUGUCAUUCAGACUUAUUUCCAAGUCAAAACUGAACUGAAGGUCAUCGGACAUAUGUUCGACCCAAACUCAACGUCAUCGGACAUUUUGUCAGACGGCCCUGGAAAAGAUAUUUUAAGGCCUGUAAAAUUUACACUCGAAAUUUCCAUCUACAAAAUCCUUUUACCUAUAAACCUUACCAUGGUAUCACCUUAGUAUAUAUACAUGAAUCGUGGUUAAGUUAGAGCUCGACGUAGGGACCGGUCAUUAUUUAUUGCGGGGGUGGCACCGAUGAGAAAAGGGUUGGGUAAACAAGAUUUUGAGUGAGUAAAAGGUUGAGUAAAUAAAAAGCAAAACAACUCAAGGGUUGGGUAAUAAAAAUUUACUGUAAUUUCCAAAGCACAUGACUCACUGAAAUAUUGGAGAAUAAAAAGCAAUGUCAACAGUCAUAUAUAUAUCAAUGGUGUCAUGGUGUCUCCAAACAAAGUACAUGUGCAGACAACAUGAAACUUUAGACUGCAGGAAAUUUCACAAUCCGUUAAUCAAACUCAUGUCACAGAAGUGGUAUAAGGUCGUAUAAAGGACAUGUGUGACAACUAAAUGGUAUCUUUUUGUAAAUUUUUUGGCCAGGGGUGGGUAUUUAUUUUUCAAUUGAUAUUUGAGGUUGGGUAAUCAAUUUUUUUUACUUUUUAAUGGUUGGGUCAGCAAAAUGUUUGCCACUAAAAACAUUUCUCUUCAGUGUUACCCCCCAGAAUAAAUAAUGAUCAGUCUUGUAAUAGUUGGUUCUCCGCUGCUUGUUUCAGACGGGAAACUCGUCUUAAAUUUAUAUCAGACGAAUAACGCUGCUCGUAACGUUGCAAAGAGACUGGGAUGGAGGGUCUCCUAUUUUGUCGGGUUUACCCGUCCGAUGGUUUUCGUUUCACAUUCAUACCAGACGGAAAUCCGUCACACGAGUUCCUGUCUUAGACGGAAAUCCACGUCGUUGUUAUGCAGUACGAUCACAAAAGUUCUCAUUAUAGUUUAAGUUAUCAUUAUUUACUUGACUAAUGGUUUCGAAAAAGGUUUCCCAUGCAGUGUGAGACCGCGGAUCUUGCACGUUAAUUACAUAGAGAAUCAUACAUGGGGUGCUCGGAAAUACCAGAUUUAUUUCGAGUGUUGAACAUGAUAUCUCACGAGUGAGCGCAGCGAACGAGUGAGAUAUCAUGUUCAACACGAGAAAUAAAUCUGGUAUUUCUAAGCAUCCAUGUAUUAUUCUGGUUAUUAUAUAAAGGACAGUCUUUGAAAAGCGACAAUUUUUCCAGAAAAGCGAUAAUUGAAAAGCGAUAAUUUUCACAUGUGAGAUUAUCAUGAAUAAUCUCACAUGUGAGAUUAUCACUUUUAUCAGUGCUGGAAGUACUAUUUAAAGCACUAUACUUUAUAUAAUAAACGUUCUUAUACAAUGAAAUCUUUGUUUUCUAUUCUUAUGAUUCACUUCGGUGACGUAGGUAUCCUGGAUAAAUAUAAAUAUAAUAAUAAUUAUAAUAAUAAUGAUUCUUAGUAUAUAUCAAUCGACCAUUUUUAAUACUAGGUUUAUGUGACUCAUGGUAUAUGCCAUUUAUUGGGUUACACGCAUAACACGAAAGAAGACUGGAAAUUGGUGAGUUGGUGUACUUGACGUACAUUUUAACACAUUAAUCAUUACUUUGUCUUUGCAAGAUUUAUGGGAAUAUAAGAGCUUUUAUAUGCAAUAAGGGGCCGGUUUAAUACAUGGAGCAUUUUCAACCCCGGGGUUGAACUCAGCCCUGAUUACUGGGUUGAAAUUUCAGUCCUGUCUGUAUAAUGCAAAACUCUAUCAAAAUCAAACGCGCGAUUACCACAUGACAAACUUUUCAACCCAGGGCUGAGUUCAACCCCGGGGUUGAAAUUUCAGCCCCGGGGUUGAAAUUUCAGCCAAGCAGGGUUGAAAUUUCAACCCCGGGGUUGAACUCAGCCCUGGGUUGAAAAUGUUGUCAUGUAAUCCUUUCAACCCAGGGCUGAAAUUAUCAUGACUUAUUCGAGCAUGCGUGAUAGUGACUAUUUAUUACAAGAAAACAAAAUGAGGGCUUUUUCUACUUCCGAGUUCCGGGAAUCGAUGCCGAGAACGUAUAGUAUAGCGUUUCAACCCCGGGGUUGAAAUCGCCCAUAUAAUCGCAAAAAAUUUCAACCCGGUUAACAGGGCCGAGUUCAACCCCGGGGUUGAAAGUUCCAUGUAAUCGGCCCCAUACACUAUGAAUUGAUCCGAUCAUGCUAGUAGACAACAAAGGUUAUGGAGAAUGGUGAUUGAAACUAAUCGCUUUAAAUCGGGAUCGAAUGGAUAUUUCUGAACCUCUUCCCCCCGCUUUACAAAACCGGAGAUGUUGAACGUCCUUCCAUUUAGGCAGAUAGCGAGUAUUCGAUCUUACCUGGCUGACCGUGCAAAAGGGAGCCCUUUGUUAGAGAGGGGUGUACUGGAGGGAGGGGGUGUCUUUUACAUUUGUUUCCAUUUAGCACUUGUAUACCUGUUUUGCAUAUUACAAGACAGUAUAUAAUAAAAUCACGACACAACAGUCAAAGCAAACUCAUUGUAUAUGCUUGGUACGAAUUCUUGUGAACGACGCUAUAUUUAUCACUUAUUUCAGUAAACAAGUGUUUUGUUAUAUAGUAUAAAAGUGUCAAAGUAUCAUGAAAUAAUUCACCGGUUAUUGGAGUGAACUUUGAAACCAAAACUAGAUAAAUGGAAUACCAUAAACGUUUAAUAAAAAAAGAUCAAUAAAAUGAAUUUUGGAACUUCACGGUUGACACGCAUGCGCACUGCACCCAUGCUAUUGUUGACCGGUCAACAAUUGUUUCAUUGUCAUGAGCAGUCAAUAGCGUUCCAGUUAUAUAUUCAUUUCAAUGGUCCUAUCUAACACAUUUAUUGUACUCUGUUAGUGGGCGCCGUUGUCACGUCACUAUCCUACUCACUUGAGAUCACUACAUAUGUUUCACAAGGUAUUUCACGUAAUAUAUGAACAACGUGAGCGAGUGUUUCACCGGGAUAUCCAAACACGAGAAAACAAUGUAUGAAAACACGAGCGCGAAGCGCGAGUGUUUUCAUACAUUGUUUUCGAGUGUUUGGAUAUCCCGGUGAGACACGAGCUCGAGUUGUUUAUAUGGCUUCUCAAAUGAAUCGAGACGUAACAGAAUGUUUUCGCUUGCUGAUUUGAAUAGAAUUCAUAACCAAGCAUAACGUAAUUAGGAAUUCUAUUCAAGUAAUAUUGCAUGCGUAAUUAAGAUAUUUGAUGAAAACACUAGUGACUUUCAUCAAGUAUCCAAAUGGCAUCUUGUGAUCAAAUAGGUGAUUAUCAUUGGCUGAAUUACUCAUGAAUUAUUAAUGAAUUUGAGAAUUAUUUCUCGCCAACUGCGCGCUCAGAAUUAUUAGUUAAACGCCUGUAGUUGAAGAAACGAGUAAAGUUUUUGGUUUCAUUGCAGAUGUUUUCUAAAGAAAAGGAGAUUCUGUCAGCUUUCACUCAAAGAACAGGAAUAAACUGUAUACCAUUAACUUCGUAUUCAAACAAAUACUGCCUUGGAGAUAACAUGUGAAUUUGUUUGCGCUGGCCUGAAUGAUUACGGAGGCGCGCGAAUUUUUUUUUGGUUAUCAAAAUGAGCGAAAACGCAAGUUUUGAGUGUCUUUUUUGGCCAGGAAACAGUAGUUUUACAAGUAUUUAAAUUCAAUUUAUUGUUUAGGGAAAAAUUUGCUGGACAAUGGAUUAAAUUACAUUUUUUUCUUAAAAGAUACCAGUUGUUUUUGACUCCCUGAACAUACGAAAUUAAAAAGCUUAACUUACAU